AUGUCGUACAAAACCAGAACCAACGGCCAAUUGUACACCAAGGACUUCAAGCUGUACAUUGAGAACGAGGCUGGCGAUCCCAUUUCCGCCUUCCAUGACAUUCCCGUGUACCCCGACAGCGGCAAGAUUCGAUUUGAGCAACCCAAGAGCGAUCUGGUGAACAUGGUGGUGGAGGUUCCGCGAUGGAGCAACGCCAAGAUGGAGAUCUCAAAGUCUGCCGAGCUCAAUCCCAUCACCCAGGACGUGAAGAAGGACCGGGUUCGGUUUGUGCGAAACUUCUACCCCCAUCACGGCUACUGUCACAACUACGGAGCUAUCCCCCAGACGUGGGAGAACCCUCAUGUCAAGGACAGCCUGACCCAAAUUGAGGGAGACAAUGACCCCAUUGACGUUGUGGACAUUGGCCAGGCUCUCGGAAAAAUGGGCCAGGUCAAGACCGUCAAGGUGGUCGGCGCCCUAGGUCUUAUUGAUGAGGGCGAGACCGACUGGAAGAUUAUCGCCAUUGACGUUCGAGACCCGCGAGCCGCCAAGAUCAACGACAUUUCCGACGUGUCCAAGUCGGUUCUCAAUGACAUCUACGACUGGUUCAAGUACUACAAGGUGCCUGACGGAAAGCCUGCUAACAACUUUGCCUUCGAUGGCAAGUUCCUCAACAAAGCUGAGGCUCUCGACGUGGUGUACGAGGGUCACGUACAUUGGCUGGAGCUACUCAAGGGAAACGUUCCUGCCGGCGAGAUUGAUCUGACCAAUGUGACUCUGACCGACACCAAGGGAUUCAAGAGCAGACACGAUGUGGCAAUCAAGGCCAAUGAGGUGGUUGAGCCUGCCAAGGUCAGCUCCAGCGUCAACGACUGGCUAGUUGUUGAGCGGGAAUAA
This is a messenger RNA of Yarrowia lipolytica CLIB122, 876 nucleotides long. RefSeq lists its product as uncharacterized. Gene Ontology annotation, cellular component: nucleus; cytoplasm. Gene Ontology annotation, biological process: phosphate-containing compound metabolic process. Lineage: Eukaryota; Fungi; Ascomycota; Dipodascomycetes; Dipodascales. The record is from RefSeq and is a predicted model, not a curated record. Gene Ontology annotation, molecular function: inorganic diphosphate phosphatase activity; magnesium ion binding.